ACCAAUCAUUUCAGUUUAUUCACUGGCUAAACUCUACUUGAUUGGGGACAAGCACACAAACCAUCCAUUACGAUCUGAUAUAUUAUCCAAACAAUUUAGUGUAUUCAUGAGGUAACCUAAAUGUGGAGGCUGCAAAAUUACCCGUAAUCAAUUGAAACAGCGAGUGCGCGUCCCUCUGUGUGUCUAACAACUACAUGUCUCUGUAAUAAGGCAGACAUUAAAUCAUUUUAGAGUUGUACUGUUGAGUACCUGAUCACUGGGCGCUCUGGGAAGCUGGACACUCACAUUAGGACGCUGGGACUGAGGAAGCCGCUGCUUUUCCAGUGGGAUAAAACCCGAUCUUCCUUACUCAAGGUGCUUUACAGAUCCCCACCGACCUCACCCUAAGUCGUGCAAUAUCCAGCAUAGACUUCGUCUUCUUCUUCUUCUUCUACUCUUCUAUAAUUUUUUUGUUAUCGUUGUUGGCGCUUUUUUUUUUUUGGUGUUUUUUUUUUUUUGUUUUGUUUUUAUUGCACUACAUGUUUGGGAAACAAGACAAAAUGGACGUUAGAUGCAGUUCAGAGACUGAAGCUAACCGGGUCUCGAAGAACGGACAUAAAGAGGGCAAGGAAAGCAAAGGGUCUGAAGGAAAUAUUUCUACUUCUUUUUUGAAGGAUCAGCAAGGGACUUUUUCUGCCUCUGCAGCUACGGAAGGUUGUAAUAAAAGUAAAUCUAGUUCGGCUGAUCCGGACUAUUGCAGGAGGAUCCUAGUUAGAGAUGCCAAAGGUUCAAUCCGAGAGAUUAUUCUACCUAAGGGGCUUGAUCUGGACCGUCCCAAGCGGACCCGCACCUCCUUCACGGCCGAGCAGCUCUACCGCCUGGAGAUGGAGUUCCAGCGCUGCCAGUACGUGGUGGGGCGGGAGCGCACCGAGCUCGCCCGCCAGCUCAAUCUCUCCGAGACUCAGGUCAAGGUCUGGUUCCAGAACCGGCGCACCAAGCAGAAGAAAGACCAAGGCAAGGACUCCGAGCUGCGCUCGGUGGUGUCCGAGACCGCCGCCACCUGCAGCGUGCUGCGGCUCCUGGAGCAGGGCCGGCUGCUGUCCCCGCCGGGGCUGCCGGGCCUGCUGCCGCCCUGCGCCGCGGGCGCGCUGGGCUCGGCGCUGCGCGGGCCCGGCCUGGCGGCGGCUCCGGGCGGCGGCAGCGCGGCGGCGGCUCCGGGCGGCGGCGGCGGCGGCUCCCCGCACCCUCCGGCCGCCAGCGGCGCGGCCGGGCCCCCGCCCGCGGCGCUGCACGGGGCGGCGGCGGCGGGCCACGGGCUCUUCGGGCUGCCGGUGCCCGCGCUGCUGGGCUCGGUGGCCGGCCGCCUGUCCUCCGCGCCGCUGGCCGUGGCCGGCUCGCUGGCGGGCAACUUGCAGGAACUGUCGGCCCGCUACCUGAGCUCGUCCGCCUUCGAGCCCUACUCCCGGACCAACAAUAAAGAGAGCGCUGAGAAAAAAGCACUGGACUGACUCUAAGUACCUUCCCCCCCUAUUUAUAUUUAUAGUCUCUAUUUGUGGCGGUAUUUAUGGGACGGCAGCCUUGCCCCCGCUCCGGGCCGCCCCCAGCCCCGCGGCGCGGCUCCCUCCGCGGGCCGGGGCGGAGCGGGGCCCGGAGCCCGCGGGGCCGGGCCGGGCCGGGGGCUGCGGGCGCCUCCCGGUGCGCUGCCCCUGCCCCGCCGUCCGUCUGUCCGGGCGGGAGGGGCGGUCGCGCUGUCCGGGAAGGGACGCAGAGGGUCAGCGGCCGGGGCGAGGCUCGGCCGGGCUCCCUUCCAUCGGCUCUGGCCAAUGCCGAGCCAGGGAGCGGGGUUUCGGAGAGAGGAGGAUGGAGCUGCCAGGUGAUGCCCGUUUUUGGGGUGGUUUUUUUUUGUGUCUCCCGGACUCAGUGAUUUGUAAGCACAAAGGUUUUUGGGGCCCCGCCUGUGGUCCCCGUGUACCCCCACACUCGCUGCACUACAGCCCCGAGCGAGCCCUUAGCACCCGUCAGGAAACCCUCCAGCAACUUUUCUUUUUCACGGGAAAUCUUGAACGUGGGAAGGGCCGAAACGGACUGAACGUACAGUCACGAAUAGGGGAGACAGAAACCAGUGGCUGCAGAAAUUUUGCAUAAAAUUGUCUCUUCCUUCGAGAUAACACAACGUUCCCCCCAUUUUUCCCCCUUUUUUCCUUUUUUUUUUUUUUUAAAUUUGAAUUCCGACGGGCCUGUCCCGCAAAGCUUAUCUGCAAAAACAAGUCUGCGGAUAAAUCAUGGAACUCAUGAAUCUAUUUGUAUCUAGAUCUGUUGCUAUCGUAAUUUAAAUUUUUUUUUGCUCUGUUUGAUAUUUCCAAAUAAUUUCAGUGUUCAUCUAAACACAAAAAAACCCUGUAGCCUUCCUUCCUCCUAAAACAACCCUCUCGCAAAUCGCUCACACUUCAUUUAAAACGAACGUAAAAUAUAAAAAGCGUAUCUUUUAUUGUUAUUUUUGUACUUUAAAACAUAUCUAUGUAACAAACUUCUUUUUUUAUUUCAUAAUUCUUACUGCUAUUUUCUCCACAAACAUAUGUAUUUCACCUUCUAGUAUUCUGAAUCGAAUAUUUUCUUUCAAUUUUGGUACUUGAAUUUGCCACAAAAGGGAUGCUGUACUUAGGUAGUUCUUUGGGGGAAAAAUUUAUUUACUUUGGUUUUAAGUUUCUUUUCUUUCUUUGAACUUUAACACAUGGCGUUUACAAACUGUAUAAAUACGUGCCACCAAACUGUAACCAAAAAAGAAAAAAAAAAUUACAAAAAGUGGAAUGGUUGCUGUAGAAUAUAGAAUUAACUAUAGACUGGACAGAAGGAGCUGGAUGAAAAGAAAAUAGUAAUUUUAUUGUAAAUUAUUUACGUCUGAAGUUUCUAGGCAACUAGUCGAAAAAAUAAUGAAUGAAUCGAGCGCUGAGCCCUUGCUACUAACUUUUGUUCUGAAUGUUUUGGAUAUUUGGAUGUUUUGUAUUUAUGUGGUGAGAGUGAAAUAUAUUAUAUCUAUAUGAUG
Molecule: messenger RNA, 3022 nt
Organism: Passer domesticus (house sparrow)
Lineage: Eukaryota; Metazoa; Chordata; Aves; Passeriformes; Passeridae
Gene: VAX1
Product: ventral anterior homeobox 1
Exons: 3
Coding region: 519-1487 (322 amino acids)
Biological process (GO): central nervous system development; regulation of transcription by RNA polymerase II; neuron differentiation
Cellular component (GO): nucleus
Molecular function (GO): DNA-binding transcription factor activity, RNA polymerase II-specific; RNA polymerase II cis-regulatory region sequence-specific DNA binding
Source: RefSeq, a predicted model, not a curated record